Messenger RNA from Hordeum vulgare subsp. vulgare (domesticated barley), 586 nucleotides. Its product is annotated as Bowman-Birk type bran trypsin inhibitor-like. The transcript is spliced from 2 exons. The record is from RefSeq and is a predicted model, not a curated record. Bases 5 to 439 code for a protein of 144 amino acids. Gene Ontology annotation, molecular function: serine-type endopeptidase inhibitor activity. Lineage: Eukaryota; Viridiplantae; Streptophyta; Magnoliopsida; Poales; Poaceae. Gene Ontology annotation, cellular component: extracellular region.
AGAAAUGGGACGGGAACGUACGCCACAGCACCAUCAUCUAGCAAAACAAAAGGCAGUAAACCAGCCAGCCAUGGCUAGACGCGCGGCAGCCAUCCUUGUGUUGAUGCUCUCGCUCCCGGCGGCGGCUCUCCUCGUCUCCGCCGACGGCGCUGACGCGGACACCAUCCUCCUCCCUAGCGACGGCGGCGAUGGUCUUGCAGCAACACCUCCUGACAUAGUAGUGGCGCCGACGGUGAGCGCCGCCGGCGGCGCCCUCGAAGCGGAGAGGCCGUGGGCGUGCUGCAACGGCACCGUGUGCAAGGAGUCGUUUCCGCCGAUAUGCCGCUGCCUGGACGAGGUGAAGGAGUGCGCCGCCGCGUGCAAGCUGUGCGAGCCGUCCGGGAUCAACCACACCUGCAACGACUGGUACUUUGGCGACCCAGGGCCAAAGUGCGCCUAGGAGGAGCGGCCGUGGACGUGCUGCGACCGGACCGUCUGCACCAAGUCGUUCCCGCCGACUUUCCAUGCAUAGGCCUACUGUUAAUUGCGUGCGUGCUUGUUUUUCUUCCCCGUGAAUAAAAACCGUGUGUGUUUCCCCACGUAAAAA